AUGGGUUGGAGACGGUCCGCUGGAAAUGAUCAGCGCAGAGCAGCGCGGCGGCGCACCCGCCAGCUUGGAUGCCCAUUAGGGCUGACGCGGCCGCCGCCCGGAAAAUGGAUUUUUGCAGAGGAGCCGGUUGGAGCCGCCUGCGGCCGAGCCCUGCUGCGCUGUGGCCGACCCUUAAGCCCGCGGCCUAACAAACACGUAGCCCGUGAUCAACCACGCGCCAUUUAUACAAGGCAGGGCGAAGCCGGCCGCCGUUACGGGCGAGGAGCGGCUGGCAGAAGGAUUACCGAGCCCGGCAGGUGCACUGUACUGGGGCCAGGAACGUCUGCCGCUGGGCUGGACGGCGGGGCACCUCUGGGCCCGGACACGACGGGCCGCCCCAGGGGACUGCGGGCUGCGACGCGCCGCGACGCUCCGCGCCGCGACGCGAAGUCGUUAAGCGCCGACAUCAAUUUCCUGCGCGCGUCGGCCACAAAAAUCAAUGGACCGGCAGCGGGAAGAGUCUGCUGGCCGCCCCCGCAGGCGCCGCCUCCGCCUCCGCCUCCGCCUCCGGGCAGAGGUGCCGGCAAGACACGGCCCGGCCGCCCACCCCCGGCCGCUCCAUUAGGCAGACCCGGAGGCGGCGGCGCGGCGUCCACGGGCUCGGCACUAGUAGUCUCUCGGAGCCGAGUACACUGCAUGGCAGUGCCCAGCAGCGAAGCACUUGUAAGAGGGACAGGCGAAGAGACUGCCUCGCGCAGAAGGGCGGCCACCUACGACCGGUGCGUAGUACAGGGCGGGACGCCCUCGGCGGUCUUUUCCCGCGCAUACUGUGUGGCCCCUCGGACCGACGCCGACGCCGACGCCGGAAUUAGCAAAAUUAGCAGCGCGUCCGGCAAGGGCGUCGCCGUGCGCCGAGUUGGUUAA
Schistocerca piceifrons (Central American locust) is the source of this 903-nucleotide messenger RNA. Its product is annotated as basic salivary proline-rich protein 1-like. NCBI's taxonomy places the organism in Eukaryota, Metazoa, Arthropoda, Insecta, Orthoptera, Acrididae. The record is from RefSeq and is a predicted model, not a curated record. The transcript has 3 exons. Bases 1 to 903 code for a protein of 300 amino acids.